Molecule: messenger RNA, 1854 nt
Organism: Histoplasma mississippiense
Lineage: Eukaryota; Fungi; Ascomycota; Eurotiomycetes; Onygenales; Ajellomycetaceae
Exons: 2
Coding region: 1-1854 (617 amino acids)
Biological process (GO): protein catabolic process; proteolysis
Cellular component (GO): mitochondrial matrix
Molecular function (GO): ATP hydrolysis activity; ATP binding
Source: RefSeq, a predicted model, not a curated record
AUGAGCUUUCUCCGCCCCUUCAGAUCCCCGCUUCGGCCGCUCGACUGGACAACGACAAGUUCCCCCGUCCGUCGGCGGGUCCAGCUAUCCUAUCUAGCCCUCUACUCCAUACGCCGUCAUAUCUUUACCUCACCCCGUUGCUCUUCUCCUUCUCAAUUCCACCGCUCUGAUUUCACCAACCAGCCUUUCACUGGCAGCUAUGAGCCGGGCCUCCCCACUUCCGGCCCAUUGGGCUCCGCACCCUCCUUUGGUUCACCACGCUUGACCCCUAAAAUACUCAAACAACAUCUGGAUCAAUUUGUGGUUGGUCAGGAUAGAGCUAAGAAGGUGUUGAGUGUGGCUGUUUACAAUCACUAUCAACGGGUGCAGGAGUUGCAGAGGCAGGAGGAAGAGAAAGAGGAAUUGAAGGCACAACAAGCACGUCGUGAAUCUGUGGAGGGACAUCCCAUAGAGAGUCAGCAACGGACCAUUCAUACCCAAAGAACUACCAAUGAUGACAUAGCGCGAUCAGGACCACUCCCCAUCGACUCAUCUCCUUUGACGCUCGAGAAGUCUAAUAUCCUACUGCUUGGCCCAUCUGGCGUAGGCAAGACUCUGAUGGCCAAAACCUUAGCUCGUGUACUGUCCGUACCGUUCAGCAUAUCUGACUGCACUCCAUUUACACAAGCCGGGUAUAUUGGAGAGGACGCGGAUGUAUGCGUCCAUAGAUUACUAGCUGCUGCCAAUUACGAUGUAGCCCAGGCAGAAUGGGGCAUCAUCUGCCUUGACGAGGUCGACAAGCUCGCUGCUGCAAAAGUUAGCCACGGGAAAGAUGUGAGCGGCGAAGGAGUCCAACAAGCUUUGCUAAAGAUCAUUGAAGGCACAACUGUUCAGAUUCAAGCCAAACCAGAGCGAAAUGCUUCCCGUUCCAGUGGAUCGCACAAUUCCAGCCCAAGCACCACCGGUAGCAAUUUUGGAGGAUCGUCAUUCUCUUCAACGCCACCAGGAGUCCCUGGCAAGCCUGAAGUUUACAAUGUGCGGACAGACAACAUCCUUUUCAUUUUCUCGGGUGCGUUCGUAGGCCUGAACAAAAUGAUCAUGGAUCGGAUAUCGCGUGGCUCCAUUGGGUUCGGCCAACCUAUACGGGCAUCAUCAAACUCGUUUAGUUCCCACAAUUCGUCACAUGCAGCUUCUACAGCACCCAUUCCAAUCCUUCCCGGCUCUGAGGAGGAAGCCCUAUAUAAGAAGCAUCUCCCUUUCUUUACCCCUGCGCCGUUACCGUCUGGGUCAGGUUCGCCUGUCGAAGAACCGACGUACUUUAACCCGCUUGACCUCCUUACGCCCGUCGACCUCCAAACCUACGGCUUCAUCCCAGAGCUUGUUGGCCGCAUUCCCGUAAUCACAGCUCUUUCUCAGCUCACCCACCACCUCCUGCUCCGCAUCCUAACAGAACCGCGCAACUCAUUACUCGCCCAAUACACCACACUCUUCUCAUUGUCGGGUAUAGAACUCCGAUUCACAACGCCAGCACGUCACAAAAUAGCGAGUAACGCCAUGUCAAUGGCGACGGGCGCACGCGGGCUGCGUACGGAAAUGGAGAUGAUCCUAGGCGACGCCAUGUUCGAGGCACCAGGCUCCAGUGUGAAAUUUGUCCUCAUUACCGAGGCCGUUGCUGCACGGGAGGAGAAAGCCAUAUACCUCGCCCGUGGUCAGGGUGGCAAGUUCCAUGCGAUGAUCGCCGCGGAAGAAGGCGAGUGGGAGGAGAGGAUAAGGAAACAAAAGGAGGGCCCCGGGGAUAAUAAGAAUAACGACAAUAGUUUUGAGCAGUGGAGGCUGCGUGCUAGAACGGAUACCGCUGUUGGGGGGUUUUCAUGA